UCUUGCCGUUUCGGCGCUUCGAGCGUCGAUCAUGUGUAUCGGUUGCCUCCGUAAGUGUUCGAGCGCGAAGAGAAGACUUGAUUGAAAAUGGGAAGAAAAGUGAUAUUGGCCUCAUGCACUCUGAACCAGUGGGCGAUGGAUUUUGAGGGAAACUAUCAUCGCAUCUUGAGAAGUAUAAAAGAGGCCAAGGCUGCGGGUGCCACAUUUCGUUCUGGACCCGAAUUAGAAAUUCCAGGAUACGGAUGCAAUGAUCACUUUCACGAAAGCGACACCCUCCUUCAUUCGUGGGAGAUUCUGGCGGAGCUCUUGAAAGAUCCGGACUGUGAGGGAAUCUUGAUCGACGUAGGCAUGCCAGUCAUGCACAAAAAUGUGACUUACAACUGCAGAGUAGCAUUCUUGAACAGAAAAAUAUUAUUAAUUCGACCGAAAAUGAUGCUCUGCGACGAUGGUAAUUACCGGGAGAGCCGCUGGUUUACACCCUGGAAGAAGUGCCGGAAGGUCGAAGAGUAUUUUCUGCCCAGGAUGAUCCGCGAUGUCACUGGACAGAAAACUGUUCCUUUUGGAGACGGAGUGAUCUCCACGUUAGACACUUGUAUUGGAUUCGAGAUAUGCGAAGAGUUGUGGAAUCCUUGCAGCACCCACAUUCCAUAUGCCCUGGACGGAGUGGAAAUAUUCGUGAACGGAAGUGGCUCCUAUCACGAGUUACGCAAAGCCUAUGUACUCGUCGAUUUGGUUAAAUCUGCAACGGCAAAGAAUGGAGGGAUUUAUUUAUUUUCCAAUUUGAGAGGAUGCGACGGAGAGAGAGUCUACUAUCAAGGUUGUUCGCACAUUGCCAUUAAUGGACAUGUGGUUUCUCGGGCCAGGCAGUUUGCACUCCAAGAAGUGGAAGUAAUCACUGCGACUUUAGAUUUAGAAGAUGUGAGAACAUAUCGAAAUUCAAUCAGAAGUCGUAAUUCUAUGGCGGCUGGAUCAGAAGUUUAUCCCAGAGUCAAAGUCGAUUUUGCCUUAUCAAACGAAUACGACAUUGCAUUACCGACGUUUGAACCGAUUCUUUGGGAAUAUCACACGCCAGAAGAAGAGAUCAGUCUAGGUCCGGCAUGUUGGCUGUGGGACUAUUUACGCCGCAGCAAUCAGGGUGGUUUCUUUUUGCCUCUCAGUGGCGGUAUCGACAGCAGCAGUGUUGCUGUCAUCGUUCACUCCAUGUGCUCACUGGUUUGUAGUGCCAUCAAGGAAGGAGACUCUAAUGCUUUAAAAGACAUUCAGAGGAUAACUGGAGAUCAGAAUUACGUACCUCAGGAUGCAAGAGAAUUAUGUCACCGCCUGUUAGUGACUUGUUACAUGGGAACUGAAAAUUCUUCCAAAGAAACCAAAGCCUAUGCCAAAGACUUAGCAAAUCAAAUUGGAAGUUAUCACACGAGUAUAAUAAUUGAUACUGCAAUCAAUGCAGUGAUUGGAAUAUUUACUGCUGCAACUACCCUAAUACCGAGGUUUGCAGCUCGAGGGGGAAGUAUGCGAGAAAAUCUUGCAUUACAGAACAUUCAGGCACGUUUACGAAUGGUUCUUGCAUACUUAUUUGCACAGCUGAUGCUUUGGGCCAGAGGACUAUCUGGAGAACUCCUGGUUCUGGCAACUGCCAAUGUGGAUGAAGGAUUACGUGGCUAUUUAACCAAAUAUGACUGUUCAAGUGGAGAUAUAAAUCCGAUUGGAGGAAUCUGUAAAGGAGACUUGAAGAGAUUCUUACUGUAUGCUGCAAAAAAAUUUGAAAUUCCUGCAUUAAACAAUAUAUUAGUAGCACCCAGCACUGCAGAAUUGGAGCCUCUGGUAGAUGGAAAAUAUGUACAGACUGAUGAGGAAGAUAUGGGAAUGACUUACGAGGAACUUGAAAUGUAUGGAAGAUUAAGGAAACAGGAUGGCUGUGGCCCUUACUCGAUGUUUUGUAAAUUAAUUCAUAAAUGGGAACACAAAUACAUGCCGGCCGAGGUUGCUGAAAAAGUAAAGUACUUCUUUAGACACUACGCAAUAAAUCGUCACAAAAUGGUUGUCCUAACUCCUUCCUACCAUGCCGCAUCUUACAGCCCGGACGACAACAGAUUUGACCACAGACAGUUCCUUUAUAAUGUACAAUGGAAUUGGCAAUUUAAAGCCAUAGAUGCCGAAGUACUAAAAUUACAAUCCCUGAAACUUAUGGACAACCGUUCGCAAACUGUCUCAAAUAUUGAAGAGAAGCGUCACAUUUUAUCUAUGCAGGAGAAUACGCAGUCAGGUUUUCCAAUAAAACAUCCUAGUAACUACGGAAUGGGAGUGGUGGUUUCGAAUGCCCUGGCAAACUGGGAUCCAUUUGUCCAUCGCGUCUGAAUAUAAAGUUUUAGGACCUAAUUAAAAACCCAUUAUUACACCUAAGUCACAUUUUAUUUAU
Molecule: messenger RNA, 2416 nt
Organism: Centruroides sculpturatus (bark scorpion)
Lineage: Eukaryota; Metazoa; Arthropoda; Arachnida; Scorpiones; Buthidae
Gene: Nadsyn
Product: glutamine-dependent NAD(+) synthetase-like
Exons: 20
Coding region: 88-2355 (755 amino acids)
Biological process (GO): NAD+ biosynthetic process
Cellular component (GO): cytoplasm
Molecular function (GO): ATP binding; NAD+ synthase (glutamine-hydrolyzing) activity; glutaminase activity
Source: RefSeq, a predicted model, not a curated record